GUGUGUCGCGAUGGGGAACCGGGGGAUGGAGGACCUGAUCCCGCUGGUCAACCGAAUGCAGGAUGCGUUCUCCGCCAUCGGACAGAACGCGAACCUGGACCUGCCGCAGAUCGCGGUGGUGGGCGGACAGAGCGCCGGGAAAAGCUCCGUGCUCGAGAACUUCGUGGGGAAGGAUUUUCUCCCGCGCGGCUCUGGCAUCGUCACGCGCCGCCCGCUCGUCCUGCAGCUCAUCAACUGCCCCACAGUGUAUGCCGAGUUCCUCCACUGUAAGGGGAAGAAGUUCACGGAUUUCGAUGAGGUGCGUCAGGAGAUCGAGGCGGAGACGGAUCGAGUCACAGGCCAGAACAAAGGCAUUUCUCCCGUGCCCAUCAACCUGCGCGUCUACUCGCCUAACGUGCUGAACCUGACUCUGGUGGAUCUGCCAGGAAUGACUAAAGUGCCGGUGGGCGAUCAGCCCGCAGACAUCGAGCAUCAGAUCAGAGACAUGCUGAUGCAGUUUGUGACCAAAGACAACUGCCUGCUGCUGGCCGUGUCGCCCGCAAACUCUGAUCUGGCCAACUCUGACGCCCUGAAGAUCGCCAAAGAAGUCGACCCGCAGGGUCUGCGCACCAUCGGUGUGAUCACUAAACUCGAUCUAAUGGAUGAAGGGACCGACGCUCGGGAUAUCCUGGAAAACAAGCUGCUGCCGCUGCGGAGAGGUUACAUCGGUGUGGUGAACCGCAGUCAGAAAGACAUCGACGGGAGGAAGGAUAUUAACGCUGCUAUGGCGGCGGAGAGGAAGUUUUUCCUGUCUCACCCCAGUUACAGACACCUGGCCGACCGCAUGGGAACGCCGUACCUGCAGAAAACCCUCAACCAGCAACUGACCAAUCACAUCCGUGACACGCUCCCUGGGCUGCGUGCUAAACUGCAGAGCCAGCUGCUGUCCAUCGAGAAGGAAGUGGAGGAAUACAAGAACUUCCGUCCAGACGAUCCGUCCCGGAAGACCAAAGCCCUGCUGCAGAUGGUGCAGCAGUUCUCGGUGGACUUCGAGAAGCGCAUCGAGGGUUCAGGAGAUCAGAUAGACACGGAUGAGCUGUCUGGAGGAGCCAAAAUCAAUCGCAUCUUCCACGAGCGCUUCCCCUUCGAGCUGGUGAAGAUGGAGUUUGAUGAGAAGGAGCUGCGCAAGGAGAUCAGCUACGCCAUCAAGAACAUCCACGGCAUCAGGACGGGCCUGUUCACCCCCGACCUGGCCUUUGAGGCCAUAGUGAAAAAGCAGAUCCAAAAGCUAAACGGGCCGUGCCUGAAAUGUAUAGAUAUGGUCGUGAGCGAACUCGUCUUCACCAUUCGCAAAUGUAGUGAGAAGCUGGCCCAGUAUCCCAUGCUGAGAGAGGAGAUGGAGCGGAUCGUCACGCAGCACAUCCGCGACCGCGAGAGCCGCACUAAACAACAGGUGCUGCUGCUGAUCGACAUCGAGCUGGCGUAUAUGAACACCAACCAUGAAGACUUCAUCGGAUUUGCCAAUGCCCAGCAGAGAAGCAGUCAGAUUAACAAGAAGAAAGCGGCUGGUAAUCAGGGCCAGGAUGAAAUCAUGGUGAUCAGGAAGGGCUGGCUGACCAUCAAUAACAUUGGCAUCAUGAAGGGCGGCGCUAAGGAGUACUGGUUUGUCCUGACGGCCGAAUCUCUGUCCUGGUACAAGGAUGAUGAGGAGAAAGAGAAGAAGUACAUGCUACAGGUGGACAACCUGAAGCUCAGAGAUGUGGAGAAGGGCUUCAUGUCCAGCAAACACAUCUUUGCCCUGUUCAACACUGAGCAAAGGAACGUGUAUAAGGACUACCGUCAGCUGGAGCUGGCCUGCGAGACUCAGGAGGAUGUGGACGGGUGGAAGGCGUCGUUCAUGCGUGCCGGCGUCUAUCCUGAGCGCGUGGUGGAGAAGGAAAAGAGCGACGCUGGAGACGAGAACGGCUCGGACAGUUUUAUGCACUCCAUGGACCCUCAGCUGGAGAGGCAGGUGGAGACCAUCCGAAACCUGGUGGACUCCUACAUGGGCAUCGUCAACAAGACCGUACGAGACCUGAUGCCCAAGACCAUCAUGCAUCUGAUGAUCAGUAAUACGAAGGAGUUCAUCAAUGCGGAGCUGCUGGCUCAGCUGUACUCGUGUGGAGAUCAGAACACGCUGAUGGAGGAGUCGGCCGAACAGGCGCAGCGGCGCGACGAGAUGCUGCGCAUGUACCACGCGCUCAGAGAAGCACUGAACAUCAUCGGGGACAUCAGCACCACCACCAUCUCCACCUCUCUGCCUCCGCCUGUGGACGACUCCUGGCUCCAGGUGCAGCGCACGGGCUCCGGAGGAAGGUCUCCGGCAGCCAGCCCGACCCCUCAGAGACGGGCCCCUCCUCCGGGGCCUCCUGCACGCCCAGGUUCUCGUGGUUCGGCCCCGGGGCCCCCUGCUGCCGGCGGGCCACCUGUUCCCUCUCGCCCGGGAGCAUCUCCGGACCCCUUUGGCGUGCCUCAGGUCCCGUCCCGGCCUAACCGCGCUCCACCCAGCGUGCCCAGCCGCGGAAUGUGAGCCUCUUCCGCUGGAGUGAGUGCAGUGGUGUGGAAUUACAAUCAGUGACCAAUGAGGACUAACGCUUCUGCCGGCGACCCCCAGCAUCACCUACUCGACCCAACUGACCCACAGACUCCUCCCUCUUAUACCAUUAACCCCUCCCACACCCUGUGACAGACAGCGAGGACAGACACACCCAUUCAGCCAGAACCCCUCCCCUUCCUGCUCCUCAGCUCACACACACAUUAAUACACAUCAUACAACUCUAUAACCCUCUGUCACAGUUUAACUUUCGUUUCACAUAAUCCUGUCAUCGUCAAACCAAAACCAAUACUUGAGGAACUACUGACAUCUUGAGAGCUGGAAGGUUAAAAACAUUUAUUUAGGAAAGGUAGCUCUAGAACACAACACUUUUAUGAACUCAAACUCUUUGACAGAUGGUUGAUGAGUUAUACAUCACUGUUUAUCCUCUUUAUUUUAAAGAAUGAGCUUGACAAGAAAAGAUAGAUGAAUGAGCACAGGGUUUGAUAAAUGCAUUUCUGUCACUUUAUUUACUUUCUGUCAUCUUUAAGCUUCUUUUGGCUAGCAGAUGCUUGAUUUGCUGCUGUUUAUGGAUGCAUUAUCUCUCCAAAGUGUGCUCUGGAGUCUCAUGAUAACUGCAUCUUCUGGAAUGAGCUCGUGUGCUUCUGUAUUUCUGUUCAUUACUUCGGCUCUUUUUGUUUUUGUUUCGCAUGUGUGUCGGGCUGCAGUGGUCCCUGAGCUCACGGGCCAGAAGACGACACCAGACUCCCCGAAGGCCGGUCAAACACAGGCGGCCCUUCUCGCCCCGAGAGCCCCUUUUCUCCACGCGACCCUUAGCAUCAUUUCUUCUUCUGUUCCUCCCCACAUCGAGUAAAACAACCCAAACCCACCAGCACAAGAGAAACAACACCAACCAGAAACCUUCCAGAUGUUCCCUGCAUCCUCGGCUGGAGGAACGAGUUUCUCUCUUCGGUGAAACCUCCUUCAAGCUCACUGAUCAAACCUUCAAGAAACUCGUUAUAAAGGGAUCGUUCACACAAAUAUUCACCCUCAUGUCGUUUCCCUUUUUCUGUGGAACACAAAAGAAAAUAUUCUGAAGCACUAAACGGUUUCGGGUCCCACUGACUUCCAUAGUUUGGACAAACAGUACUGUGAAAGUCAAUGGGGCCCAAAACGAUUUGCUAUCUGUUCCAGAGCCAUUUAUUCCCCACACUGCAAACAAUCCCAAUUUUUGUCUCUUUUUCCAGUUCAAAGGAUGUUCAUCUACUUGGAAACCUGAAAAAAGCACUAAAACAGGGAUUUCCUUGCAGUGCAAACCUUGUGCCGAUGUAAAAGCUCUCAGGUACGAGGACGUGUGUUCACUCUCAGACAUCACUCAUUCAUUCACGCACCUUCAUGUCAUUUUAAACACAGCAGUGCAGUUUUCGGGUGAACAGACGUUCUCGAGUUCGGUGAGAUGCUUGCGUGUUUACAGCUGAUUUAAUAAACGAGUAGAGACUAAUGCUGAAGACUGUUGAGCGUUCAGGAUGGUUUUCCACACGCAGGCUGUGUUUGGAAUUGAAUACUUGCUUACGGUAUACACUUACUGUACAGGAUAUACUGCUUACUGUAAUAGCAUGCAGAAGUGCACUAUUCAAUGCUAAACAGUAGUAUGCUACAUUGUCGACUCGUUGCAUGUUUAAUUUUAGUUAUUUUUGCAUUUUUAAGUCUGAUAAAUUUGCACAUUUUUGCAAAUGUAGUCCAUAAUUUGGGUAUUCAUGCAGAUCAUUUGCACACUGUGCAUACUACAUACUGCAAAAAUAGUAACAGUAGUGUAUUCUGAACAUAGCUGCAUAUGAUUAAAGGUGCUGUAAGCCAUUUUUAUUUUAAGCACCACAUCAAUUAAGUUUCUUAUCGGAUAGAAAUGAUAUUUUUUAUUUAUUUUUUUGCUGGGAUAUUAAAAAUAGUUUAAAGCACCUUUAAACGCCACCAAUGGACAUUUUUCAUGUGUGUGGACAAACUGUCCCUGUGCAUUGAAAUUAUGCAAAUGUAUGUCAAGUCUGAUUUUCCUGUCUGUAAUUUAAGGUUUAUUAUGAACAUCAAGAUCUAGCGAAAACAAAACGUUAAAUAUCACUGCUGGUCUAUGCAUAGAAAUCAUUCCAGUUUGUUCAGGUGUUGUUUUUGUUUUGUUGAAAAGGAGAAAAUAUGAACACACCCCUCCACGACGGUGGACUGUAAUUCUGUCGUUUGUUGUGAUAAUUCUGAAGAUAAUAAAGCCCCUGUUGCUGAUCGUUGACGUUGUGGCAUGACCAGACAGCUUCAUCUGUACCGUAUAUCAAUAUACCGUAUUUCUGUCUUCAACAUGCACACCAGACCUUCCCAGAAUCCACUCGGAGUCUUAGUAAAACCCACUAACCAGAAAAGAUUUACCGUUAUUUAAGAGUUUGUCAUGGACAUCCUAUAUCUUUGUGGUGCAUUUAUGCAAAUUGUGCUUCCACUGUUUAGAGACUAGUCCACGUGUAUGAUUAUUGAAUAUUAAAUUAUUAUGGGUAAGUGAUUUAUUUAAAUUAAGCUUAUGUAAUGGAGUGUGUGGAGGAAUAAAGCGGGCCUCUUUCUGUGUUUGGACAGAAAGGUGUUACAAUACUGAGUGUGUAACGGGUGAAUGAGUGAGUGAAUGUGUGUAACGUGUUCUGCUCUGCUUGGACGAGUCUGUCAAGCAGGACUUUGUCAUCAUUAAACUUCAGUGUACUGAAA
This is a messenger RNA of Cyprinus carpio (common carp), 5284 nucleotides long. RefSeq names its product dynamin 1a (gene dnm1a). Lineage: Eukaryota; Metazoa; Chordata; Actinopteri; Cypriniformes; Cyprinidae. The transcript is spliced from 26 exons. The record is from RefSeq and is a predicted model, not a curated record. Gene Ontology annotation, molecular function: GTPase activity; GTP binding; microtubule binding. Gene Ontology annotation, cellular component: cytoplasm; microtubule; membrane. Bases 11 to 2548 code for a protein of 845 amino acids.